UCGGGGCGUGCGGCCGGCGCUCGGGGCCGCGCGGCGCUGCGAGUCCGGCUCUCGGCGCUCACCGGGGUCCAGGCGAGCCCCGAGCGGCUCGGACCAAUCCAAAGCGAUUAUGCAAGACGGCGGACCAAUCAGCUCCGCCGGCUCAUGAAUAUUCAUAGGCUUGGCUGAGUCAAAGCUUUUAGGCGAGUUUGUGUAGAUCUCCAGCAUCAUGCUUAGACUUUUCAAAGAGACAAACUCCAUUUUCUUAUGAAUGGAAAGUGAAAAACCCUGUUCCGCUUAAAUUGGGUUCUUUCCUGUCCUGAGAAACACAACAGACCCCAAAAAGGCAAGCUGAAGAGAGAACACACACACAGACCAAGCGACAAGAAAUGACCAUGACUACCAUGCCAGAGAGUCUAAAUAGCCCCGUCUCAGGGAAGGCUGUCUUUAUGGAGUUUGGGCCGCCCAGCCAGCAAAUGUCUCCUUCUCCCAUGUCCCACGGACACUAUUCCAUGCACUGUUUACACUCCGCGGGCCACUCUCAGCCUGACAGCUCGUACAGCACAGCUUCGUCCUUCUCCCGACCGCUGGGCUACCCCUAUGUCAACUCGGUCAGCAGCCACUCGACCAACCCCUACAUCAGUUCAGUGCAGUCCUACCCCAACAGCUCCAGCCUGACUCAGACCCGGUUAGAGGAGACAGGGGCCGAAUCGGAGAAAAGCACUGUGGUAGAAGGAGGGGAAGUUCGCUUUAAUGGGAAAGGGAAAAAAAUCCGCAAACCCAGGACUAUUUAUUCCAGUUUGCAGCUGCAGGCUCUGAACAGGAGGUUCCAGCAAACUCAGUACCUGGCUCUCCCCGAAAGAGCCGAGCUCGCGGCCUCUCUGGGACUCACCCAGACCCAGGUGAAGAUCUGGUUCCAGAACAAGCGCUCCAAAUUCAAGAAGCUGAUGAAGCAGGGAGGGGCCGCCCUGGAGAGCAGCGCCCUGACCAACGGCAGGGCUCUCUCGGGCAGCUCGCCCCCGGUGCCCCCGGUGUGGAACACCACAUCCGCCUCCGGUAAGGCCUCGUCGGGGACCCCGGGCACCUACAUCCCCAGCUACACGUCGUGGUACCCUUCGGCCCACCAAGAAGCUAUGCAGCAGCCUCAGCUGAUGUGAUCGUACACCCGUCCAUCCCCUACCGCAAGCACUAUCGGUCCCGAAAAGAAUUAAAAUCAUCACGGAAAAAAAUGAAAUUAAGUAAAAGGAACAAAAAAAAAAAUUAAAAAGAGGGGGAAAGAGAAAGAGAGAGAGA
Messenger RNA from Oxyura jamaicensis (ruddy duck), 1272 nucleotides. RefSeq names its product distal-less homeobox 1 (gene DLX1). Gene Ontology annotation, biological process: cell differentiation; negative regulation of transcription by RNA polymerase II; embryo development. The record is from RefSeq and is a predicted model, not a curated record. Gene Ontology annotation, molecular function: DNA-binding transcription factor activity, RNA polymerase II-specific; RNA polymerase II cis-regulatory region sequence-specific DNA binding. The transcript has 3 exons. The coding region runs from base 369 to 1136 and encodes 255 amino acids. Lineage: Eukaryota; Metazoa; Chordata; Aves; Anseriformes; Anatidae.